Messenger RNA from Amphibalanus amphitrite, 478 nucleotides. RefSeq names its product acetylcholine receptor subunit beta-like 1. The transcript has 3 exons. Gene Ontology annotation, cellular component: membrane. Gene Ontology annotation, molecular function: extracellular ligand-gated monoatomic ion channel activity. The record is from RefSeq and is a predicted model, not a curated record. NCBI's taxonomy places the organism in Eukaryota, Metazoa, Arthropoda, Thecostraca, Balanomorpha, Balanidae. Gene Ontology annotation, biological process: monoatomic ion transport. The annotation marks the transcript as partial.
UCGGCGCUCGGCUCAGCUGGCCGACGGCGGCACAGUCUCGGCCACGACCGAGCGCGCCGAUCGAUGGUGGACGAGCGGAGCGCGCGCCAGUGUCGCCGCCGCCGCCGCCGCGUCCGUGAUGGGCCGCCGCCGCCCGCGCCUCUCGCUAUAGUGUCAACUGCCGAUGGAGUGAGCCGCGGUGGCCAGCCGGGCACGAUGAGGGCGCCGGCAGCCGGCGUCGGCACCCCGCUGCUGAUCCUGCUGGCGGCCAUCCUGGCCACAGCUCUUGGCUCGGAGGACGAGGAAAGGCUGGUGGCCGACCUCUUCUUCGGCUACAACAAGCUGAUUCGGCCAGUUGAGAACAUGACCAAAACAGUCAACGUCGAGUUUGGCCUGGCCUUCAUCCAGCUGAUCAGCGUGAAUGAAAAGAACCAGAUUAUGAAGUCCAACGUCUGGCUACGUUUGGUGAGUAACAAGUUUUUGAACGGCUACAGCAAUG